GCUACUAUCCGUGUCUGGUUUUCUCGCCUCCCCUCCAGCCCGGAGACGACGCGCUCUACCCGGGCUUAGCCCGAAGAAGGUCGGUGUCUGGCAGGAGGGAGCGAGGAGAGCGAGCGGGGCUGCCCUGGCCGUGGCUGUGUGUGACACGAGAGGGUUUGACGUUUUGACGACGAGAAGCGAGCGAACAGUGCGGCGACGUGGCCACCGGGGGCCCCCCUGCCCUGCUCGCCCGCCCGCCCGCCCGCCUGUCAUGACCGCGUCGGUGUGGGAGCCCAGCAGCAGCGGAACGACUCGCCAUCAGCGGCGGCGAGCUAAAUUUGCCGAGGAGGGGAAACGCAUACAAGGUCUGGCUGUCUCCGUGGAGUAUUAUUAGCACUUCAGACGGCCCAAGUGAUUCUCUCUCUCUGGUCAUGCACUGCCAGUUUCCACAGCCCAAAAACACACAAUAGAGGUGUAUUUUAGACAUAAUUGAGACCAAAAUCUGGCUCCCAUGCUGGCUGUAAAAAAAUCUCCCCUCCAUUUCCUCAGCCAUGCCUGCCACCACCAAAUCCACAAGAAGACAAACCCCCGCUCAGAGAAAGAAUGGCCAGAAAGUCGCCAACACCAGACGACAAACCAGCAACUCAAAUAAGGGCAGGGGACGAGCCUCGGAGCGUCUCCAGAAGGUCACGACUGCUCCCACAAGGUCGACUGCCAGGGCUCAGUCCCGAUCGGGCCGGAGCCCCCGGGGACGAGGGACAGGUAGCCGGUCCGCAGCUCAGGGCAAUGCGUCUCUGGGUAGAGGUAACCAUGCCUUAAGUGUAACAGGAUCCGCAAGGCUUAGAGGGUUGAGCAAGGUGCCUGACCACUAUGGCGAGUUAGAUGACACCCUAUGGCGAAGGAAGUCCCCACGGGGGGCGCAGGAGUCAGCUGAUUCCUGCUUGCCACCCAAACUGUGCAGGGGUGCGAGAAAGACCCGGGGAAGAGCUAACACCCGGAACCAGCCGUUGAAAAAAAGCAACAACGACCCGACUACUGAUAAGGACCUUCGGAAAGCAGAUCCCGAACAUCUUCUGCCGGUUUCUCUGAAAACAGAUUUCCAAGGUCCUGCUCAUGUCAAAGGUGCUAAAGAAGGCAGCCCCCUCAAAGCGGACUCUCCGCCAUGUAAUGACAACCUGGAGGACUGUGUUCCUCUAGACAACCAGACAAGCAUUAUCAGUGAGGCUGUGACCGAGGCCUCAUCGAGUGGAGAUCUGCAACCGGACCUCUGUGACGUCGCUAGUAAAGAUAGCCCCCGCGAACUAGCUGCUACGAGGAUUGCCUCUCCUGUUUCGCAAGGACUGCAAACGUCAUGUUUCACGGGACACAAACUCAGUCAUGUCAAAGACGAUGUUGAUGCGAUCUUGGGAGAGACGAGGAACGACAACUCUAAGAUAGAGUUGACCGUGGAGAGACUGGCAGAGAAAACAUCUGAGAGGUUGGAUGAGGUGAAGCAAGAGACAGUGGAUGUUGUUGAGGGGCUGGUUGUUGGUGAGAGACUACCAAAAGAGAAAAAUUCUACUGAAUCCCACCUCAGUACACCAGUUCUCUCACAACCUCCAGAUACACCUCAGUCCAUCAAUGGACCGCCGGAACAGCCGUUUGACAAGGUGCUAACUGUUCCAAACACAGCUACCUCAAAUCCCACCAAAGCCCCCGAAACCUCAGAGUCAUCCCAACCAGAGGUUCCGAGGCAGGACGGGACAAACAUGCAAACUGUGGUUCAUGGUGUUAAACCUCCAGUCCUGAAAUCCUCUGCUGUACCAGAGACCUCGAUGUCGCAACGUACCAACCCGGUAGCAAGGAGUACCCCGGUUAUUAUCCGUAGUGACUCCCUAAAAGCAAGGAGCUUCUGGGAGCGACUGCAAACUCUGGAGAACCCUCCUCUUCCUGCGCCGCAAGCCAAAAAUAGGAAGCCCUCUCCUGAACCAAUGGAGCGCCACAGCCAGGUUGAGACUCCAGCAGUCUUCAACGAGGAUAGGGGUGUAAUAGUCGCAGCGCCUGAGCUAGAACUGCCGCCAAAGAUCUCGACACCCUCUCUGGACGGCAGCUCUGCCUUUUCCUACAGCUCAGAGAGUACGCGCUCCUCCUUCUCUUUGGAAACCGAGUCUGAGCAGGGCUACGGCGAAUCCUCCCUAACAUUGGUAUCCUGGGGGUGUGAGGGAGGACGCUGCCCGCCCUCCUGGAAGCAACAGCAGCGCAAGGAGCGGCGAAAGCGGAGCAGGUGCGGGAGGUGCGAGCCAUGCCUGAGGACCAUCAGCUGCGGCCGGUGCAGCUGCUGCCUCAACCGCAGCACUGGCCACCAGAUCUGUAAGUUGAGGAAGUGUGUGGAACUGAAGAGGAGGAGGCCGUCUACUCCGCUCACUCUCCCUGCUGUACAGGUGGUUCCAGAAAGUGGUUCGUUCAAUGGCAAAGGGGAGGCACAGAUGGAUGGCACCCACAUGGCGGCAGAGGAGGACGAGGAGGAGGAAGGCCACAUACAGCAUACAAAAACUCCCCCCGUCACCAGCUCGCUUCACCACAACCUGGACCUCGGCGGACGGCCGGCACUUAUUCAGCGAGAGCUCGGGCUGCAGCUGAGCAACAUUGCACUUCACCAACAUGUACGCGCUUCUGUGAAUUUCCACAACGGUUCCUCCGAAAACCCGACUAAACCUAUCGGUGCUAAUGUGACCGCCGGGUGUCACGCUGACCUAAAGUCUGCAUAUCACAGGGCUAUGAUGGCCUCCGAGCCUCAAAGGAACCGAACAGCCAGCAUCCCCUCUAACAACAGACCCAAGACUCCUCCGCAUGACACGUCGGUCCCACUGAAGAGGAUCAAACUGGAGGAGAACGAAGAGGUGAUCACCGCACAUUUGGGCGACGAAGACGAUGUCUGCGAAGACCCUCUGUCCACUUUGGCAGCUGUGGUGUGUCUCUCCGUCACAGAGAGGCGAGGGCUGGAGGAGAAACUCUUCAGCUCACGUCCUUCUGCUCUUCGGUGCAUCAAAACGGAACCAACAGAUCUGCACUUAAUCAAGAAAGAGUCCGAGGAUUUAAGGAAGGAUGAGUGUCGCACUCCGGGUAGCCUACCGAGGACUCCCCAGACUAUCAAAAGCGAACCGCCUUCAAAUGACCUGUUACCAAGCGUGCAGUCUUUGGCAGAGAAGAGGAAUCUUAGUUUUGACCAGGCUAUCGCCAUUGAGGCCUUAACUCAACUGGCAGCUAUACCUCAACGCACCCCAGUGUUUAUUAAAGCCGAACGAAAGUGUGAACCCCCCGUUUCUGCGAUCACACCGCGAGCAACCUCAACACAAGAAGCCAAACCCACAGCAGCAAUCCGGUACAACAAAGUUUCAGUCAUCAGCUCACCAGUUCAUCAGACGUCAGUGAUUCACCCGCCUGUGGCCAGACAGGGCAACGUCAUACAACGUUGCCAGGACACGAGGCCGGCUGACCUCUCAGGAGACGGUAACGGGGCACCCUGCAGUAGGACGUACCAAAGCUUCGGCUCUCGUGUCAUCAAGUCAGAAUACGAGCGUAACUUUUGGGAAGACCGGGAGAGACCGAAAAUGAUGAGGAACCGAGACGAAGAGGAGGUGGCCGCCCAAUUGGCGGACUUGGCCUUCAUCAUCCAGUCGCGACAGAACCAGCUGUCCGAGGGAAAUCGCAUGAAGGGGACGCCAGUGUCAGCCAUCAAAUACAACUACCACUCACAGUUAUCCCCCAGUCAGAAAAAGACCCCUGUAAAGAAAACUAAAACGACUCCUUCAAAGCCCAGGAAGAAGAAGAUAAAUGAGGAACCACAGGAGGGAUUCAACCGCAGGACCCCGCUUUCAAAACGCAAUGGAAAUGCAUCCCAUCGAAGCAGAGGAAAGAAACCCCCCCUGUCUGGCAAAUUAGGUCUCCCCCAUAGGAGGAACCUGUUUCUUCCCCAGGCUCAGAUUGACCUGAAGCGAUACCUGGCUGAAGCUCAAGAGGAAGCAAGGCAACUCAUCCAUCACAGUACGCAGACUCACCACUACAGGACCAACCAGAGCCUCGGCCAUGAGAACCAGCUAUUGUCUUAUCUGCACAAUCCACUCCACCAACACAAUCCUGCUGCAGGACCAGGGCAGGAAAGGUGUUUAUUAACUCAGGUAGCUCAGCCCUGCGAAGGGCUGCGGCACGGUGCUGAUCCCGGGGUGGCUCACCUCGGCCACGCCACCUUCCCUGGUCUGGCCAACGGCCUUGCGGGUGCUCGCCAGUCCCCGCCUCCAAGCCAGCGGAGCUACUACAAGCUGGAGAGGUCGGGGCCCGUCACUGUCUUGUCUGCGUCUGCUGAUGGAGAUGCGGGGCACUCGGCGGGGUCGACGCCAUCCAAACACAGUGUUACCAGCUUCCUGGAGUCGCCCAUGGCUUUUCUGGACACCCCGACAAAGAACCUGCUCAACACGCCCUCCAAAAAGCUGUCUGAUCUUCCUCGUUGUCAAUGUGUGGACCAGAUCAUUGAAAAGGAAGAAGGUCCUUACUACACUCACCUUGGAGCAGGACCCAGUGUUGCCGCAGUGAGGGAAUUGAUGGAGAACAGAUACGGCGCCAAGGGAAAUGCAGUGCGGUUGGAAGUUGUUGUCUACACUGGAAAAGAAGGAAGGAGCUCCCAGGGGUGUCCGAUCGCUAAAUGGGUGGUCCGGCGUGGCAGCGAGGAGGAGAAGCUGCUGUGUUUAGUGCGGCGGAGGCCGGGGCACCACUGUGACACGGCUGUACUGGUCAUCCUCAUCCUGGCCUGGGAGGGAAUCCCGCGGGCGGUGGCGGACCACCUCUACCAGGAGCUCACGGAGACCCUCUUCAAAUACGGGUCGCCCACCAGCCGACGCUGCGCCCUCAACGAAGAUCGUACCUGUGCCUGUCAGGGUUUGGACCCGGAUACCUGCGGAGCAUCCUUCUCCUUUGGCUGUUCGUGGAGUAUGUACUUCAAUGGCUGCAAGUUUGCCCGGAGCAAAGUGCCACGCAAGUUCCGCCUGCUUGGUGACUACCGGGAGCAGGAGGAGAAGAUAGAGAAAAACCUCCAGAGUCUUGCCACUGACCUUGCACCACUGUACAAGUGCCUCGCUCCUGAAGCCUUCCAGAACCAGGUGGAACAGGAGGAGAAAGGUGACUCCUGCCGGCUAGGCUGGAGGGAGGGGCGUCCGUUCUCGGGAGUCACGGCUUGCGUGGACUUCUGCGCGCACGCUCACAAGGACAACCACAACAUGAAUAAUGGCAGCACUGUGGUUUGCACUUUAACAAAGGAAGAUAACCGCGCGGUUCGGAAUAUACCGGAAGAUGAGCAGCUCCACGUUCUUCCACUCUACAAGAUCUCCGACAGGGAUGAGUUUGGUCGGGUUGAGGGACAAUGGGCCAAGAUCCAAUCCGGUGCCCUGCAGGUUCUGUCAUCCUUCCCCAGAGAGGUGCGUCUGCUAGCUGAGCCGGUGAAAUCAGCCCGGAAGAUAAGGCAAGAAGCUCGUUUGAAAGCUCAAGCUGAGAAGCUGGAGAAGAAGCUCGGGUUGAGCCCUCUUACUCCUACUAAAGUAAAGCGGGAAUCCCCCACCAAAGGUGAGCAACAUGCCCUUUACAACAAAAUAUUGCCACGCCCCGCCAGUGUGGAUCGGUGCCAGGCCGGCACUUACGGUCAAAGCUCCAGCAACUACCACCAACAGAGGGACCUCGUGUCCCCCAACCACCACCACCAGCCGCCCAGUGUUCUGUUUGGCCCCAACCGCUCGGUCCCGGUGUAUCAGACCACCAACGAGGCGCUGAGCGGUUACCCCGGUGGCUACCCCUGUACCUUUAAAUCUGAGCCCGGCGAGGCGCACUCUCCCCCGCGCAGACCCUCGGCCAGCGGGAGCGCCCCUCCGUCCUCCUCCUUCUCCCCUCGACCUACCUCUGAGGGCCUCUACAGCAGGCUGAACGGACUCCACGGCUUCGAGGAGGAAGUCAAGCAGGAGGAGGUGUGGUCGGACAGCGAGCACAACUUCCUGGACCACGACAUCGGCGGCGUGGCGGUGGCGCCCUCGCACGGCUCCAUCCUCAUCGAGUGCGCGCGGCGCGAGCUGCACGCCACCACGCCAAUCCUCAAACCCGACCGCCGGCACCCCACGCGCAUCUCCCUGGUCUUCUACCAGCACAAGUCCCUCAACGAGCCGGGCCACGGGAUGGCCAUGUGGGACGCCAAGAUGGCCAAGAGGGAGCGGGAGAGGGAGGAAGAGGAGGAGGAGGAGGAGAGAUUGAGGACGGAGGAGGGCGGGAGAGGGGACGGAGGGGAGAUGGAGGAUGGAGCGGGGGUGAACGGGAAGGACGCUUGGAAGGCCAGGGACGUCCCCACGCGGCAAACGUGGACGCUACCGAGGGACGGGGUCAUCACCGUGUCCCCUUACGCCCUCACACAAGUGACGGGUCCUUACAACAGCUGGACUUAGUCAACACACACACACACACAAACACACACUGUGCUUAUUUAUGCCUUACCUCAAUCAACUUGAGACUGCUUCUCUUGUUUUCUUUCUACCUGGUUUUAAUCAUGCGUUUAUGAUCCCUGUCUUUGGAAGGCUGUUUGAGUAUUUAUUCAGUAUCCUUGAUAUUACGUUUAUGGUCCACGUACUCGUACACUCUACAUUCUAAGGCAACUACAUGUUACCAGUGAGGCAAAACCGUACAUUACACUGCAAGAACUCAAAAUCCUACGAAGAAUAUUUGCCCUAUUUUAGUCAAUACCAAGAUUCAUCACCUAAAAAGUAACUUAUUUGUCGAAAAUGUUCAUUUUUGCAAGCUAAUUUUUACUUGAUAUAAGUAGAAAAAUAAUUGUCAGUGGGGUAAGUUUUUUUUUCUUAUUACAAUGACAAGUUUCUCUACUUAUUUCGUAAAAUUUUGCUUGACACAAGUGAAAAUUGUUGAUUUUUAGGUGAUCAGUCUUUUUCUGAUUCUGGUGAUUUUAUAAGUUAGACAAAACUGUGCACUAAUUGACAUCUGUGCACUACUCGUACUACUAGUGAAACGUUAGAUGUUAAUAGAAUUCUAUAAUGUCACUAGUAUUACUCAUAGCUCACAGUCGUCAACUAGUGCACAGUUUUGGUAACUUGCAGUCAUCUUACUAGUAUGCUAAAGUUGUCCUACUAGUGAGGACAAAGAAUGCACUAGUACACAUGCCUUUAAAUUGGGUUUCAAGGUUAUCAAAAAAAAAUGCUCAAACAAAUUUACUGAAAGCUGUUUGAGCAUUUAUUUGAUAUCAAGAUGCACACAUUAGUACACACUAGUAGGACAACUUUGGCAUACUAGCAGGACACCGAUGUGUUUCUAGAGAGGCAAAACUGUGCACUAAUUGACAACAGUGUAGCACACUAUGGAAAAAAAAAAGCUCUAGCGUUUAUUCAAUAUCCUUGAUAUCCAGCAAAAGGUCCAUGUACUAGUACGUUCUUUGUCCUCACAAGUAAAACAAUUCAAUGCACUAGUAGAACAACCAAGGCACUAGUAGGAGAAAGAAUCGUUGCUAGUAAGACACAGUCAUUCUAGGAUAUCGAAUAAAUACGCAAAUGGCUUGCUUGGUGCUCCUUCUUCUUCCUAGGCAAGGAAGAUCAAAGUAUUUGGGGGCUUUUUUUUAACUGUGAGUUUUAUGUUUGUUAAAGAGAUGGUGCUUUCAAGCAUUUAAAAGAUGUUUUUAAGAUUUUUUUUUAAACUGGUUUUAUAUAUACAAUAUAUACAGUAUACAGCAUAUAUGUAUACACACACGAUAAAGAACAAAAAACUUAAUUAUUUAUUUCUGAUCGUUUCUAUUUAAUUUCUGGUGUUAAGCCUGUUUACUGCAAGACUUCUAUGAUAACCUGUUGGAUCCAAAUUAGAAUUCCCCCAUCCAUUACACACUAUAUCAUGCAUAUAUUUUACUACAUAUUAUCUCAUGUAGCAUAAUGGCUUUACACAUCUGCUCCCUUGGUUUCUGUUGUUAACGAAAGAAAUUAUUUGUUUUCUGGAAGGUUGCUAUGAAGCACUUUGUUUUCCAUUUUCCCUCAAGCCUCACUUGAAAUAUAGUCCCAAACGUUAGGCCUAAUUAUGUAUGUACAGAUAGGGCUAUAUAUAUAUAUAUAUAUAUAUAUAUAUAUAUAUAUAUAUAUAUAUUACCAUUUUAUUUUACAGUAUUCUUGCAUUUUUUGAAAGAAAAAAAACACACCAUUCUUAGCAAUUAUGAUUUACGACAACAAUGAAGUGCUUAUCAUGAGUGGCAUGAUAUGUUCACCUUCUGGAAAUGGAAUUAUCAGCGUUGGGAUCAUAGGAUUUUGGAACUUUUUCUGACUCGCUGUACAUUUUAUUGGUGCUUGUUAAAACCUCUUUUUGUUAUAUAUGACAUCAUAUUGCCAGUUUGUACUUUACUUGCAUACAAAAAAAAGUGUAACUAAAAUGGGUGCACACAAUUUCCACCAUUUAAUUUUUUUUAAACGUUUGACUGGGAAAAUGCUAAAAUUUGGCCCAAUUAUUGGUGUGUGUACCCCUCAUUUCAGCUUUCGUUGAAGAAAAAAAAAACACUCCAGUCAUGACACCAUCAUUCAUUUAACAUUCACUGCCAGCCUUCCUAGUUAACAUGGAUAUUUGCCUUCUAAAGCCGUCAAUGGCAGUGAAUGUUUAAGCAGUUUUAGACUCUUAUCAUACUUCCUUCACAGCAUCUGAAUGAGUCUAAAUAGGGUGAUUUUAUUUUAUUUUAAAAUCCAAAACAUCAUUUUAAGGACUCUUGAAAGAAAUAUCUGCACAAAUGUCACAUUGUUGGUGACUGGUAACUUCCCCUUGGUGCUAAUAGGACAAGUUAGUUCACUGACUAAACAUGGUUUUAUACUCAAUACGGAUGGUGCUCUUUAAAAAAAAAAAAAAAAAAAAAAACUGUAUUGGAGUCUAUACAAAAGUAGUUUUGAUUUGGAACAACAAAUACACAAUGAAAUGAUUGUAAGUAUGUUUGGAAUCAGUUGAAGUACAGGAAACUCCACAAAAAACAACACUUGGAUUUAUUGUAUCAGUCCAAAUUACAAAACGACAUAGAAAGUGUUUUUUUUUUAAACCAACCAUAUGCUAUCACCAGCAUUUAAAAACUUGGAAAAAAAACGUUUUAAAAUAGUCAAAAUAUUGUGUAAAUAUGUAUGUGAACUAUAUUGUUUUUUACUGUGUGUAGACAAUGGAUGCUCUUCCUUAUUUUGCAACUGAAUUACUGUACGUGGCUAAAAAAAAAUAUAUCCAUUUUAGACUUGAGAAGAGACUAAAUUUUGCAUUUCUUUUAUGGAUGUCUGAUCUCUUUUGGGAUUGUGAAAUAAAGUCAUAUUUAUA
Messenger RNA from Phycodurus eques (leafy seadragon), 9315 nucleotides. RefSeq names its product tet methylcytosine dioxygenase 1 (gene tet1). NCBI's taxonomy places the organism in Eukaryota, Metazoa, Chordata, Actinopteri, Syngnathiformes, Syngnathidae. Gene Ontology annotation, cellular component: nucleus. Gene Ontology annotation, biological process: positive regulation of transcription by RNA polymerase II; oxidative demethylation. Gene Ontology annotation, molecular function: DNA binding; zinc ion binding; DNA 5-methylcytosine dioxygenase activity. The record is from RefSeq and is a predicted model, not a curated record.